Molecule: messenger RNA, 2699 nt
Organism: Sinocyclocheilus anshuiensis
Lineage: Eukaryota; Metazoa; Chordata; Actinopteri; Cypriniformes; Cyprinidae
Exons: 18
Coding region: 133-2211 (692 amino acids)
Biological process (GO): cellular response to lipopolysaccharide; immune response; T cell costimulation
Cellular component (GO): external side of plasma membrane
Source: RefSeq, a predicted model, not a curated record
ACAAAGAUUAUUAGAAAAAUAAUCCAUCUCUGAGUCCAUAUAAUGCAAGUGGACAGUCAUCCAAAAGUUUAGUCUUCAAAAACCCACAAAGCAAUCACAACGAGAUUUUCUGUAGAUACGUGCACCUGAAACAUGAGCAUGUUUGGAGUCUUGAUAUAUGCAGCAGCUCUUCUUACGUCUGAAGGGGUAUUGGUUCAAGGACCUGCUCAGCCUCUGGUUGCACAACUGGGGGGUUCCAUCAUACUGCCCUGCUCUGUGGAAACCCCGUUACCCAUGGAGGAGCUGGAGGUUGAAUGGAAGAGGACAGAUGAAGAGGCAUUAGUGCACUUGUUUCAGAAUGGAGAGGACAGACCUGAGGCUCAGCAUCAGUCUUACAGGGACAGAGCACAUUUUUUUUCUGAGCAGAUCUUUAAAGGAAACUUCUCAAUCCUGUUGGAAAAUAUAACAGUUGCAGACACUGGUAUCUACAGAUGUGUAGUUUUCUCUUACCAGAAUGUUGGAGAGAUCUCUGUUACAAUUCAGCAUGCAGAACGUGUAAUUGUGACAGCAGAAGAUCAAAUUGUAUUUGCACGUGUUGGUGAGGAUGUUGUUCUAAACUGCAUGGUGGACUCGCAUAUUCCUCCUCAGCGCAUUGACGAGGUCUCAUGGAAGAAGGUGGACAAAAAGCCAGACAUUGUCCUUGUGUUGCUUUUCCAAAAUGGAUCGAUAUUUCCAGAAUCGUCUCACAAGCGUUACAGAGGCAGAGCAGAGUUCUUCAGACAAGAAAUUCCCAAAGGUAACUUCUCAUUGAGACUAAAAAAUGUCCAGACUGCCGACAAGGGAGAAUACAUGUGUGAAGUCCACACAGACAAUUCAGUGAGCUCUGCAACUGUGGAAAUUGGGCGGUUGGGGAUGUCUGCUCUGCACAUCAUUACACUGAUGCUUUGCUUUAUUUCCCUCUUGUUGACUUUUGUAUUAAGUAUUCCAGUCACAAUCUAUAUAAGCAAAAAAGAUACUGGCCCAAAACCAAUGUACAUAAAUUAUUUGCAGGUUGUCUGUCCCAACAUCUGUUUGUCUAUUGCAUUUGUUCUGUGGGGAGUUAUUGAAGGGUCUGUAGUUGAGGUAACGAUGUGUAUGACAAUCAAUCUGAGUCGGGUCAUUUUGUUAUUUCUUAUGGCCCCAUAUUUCAAUUGGAAUACUACUGUUUCUGUUAAUUUUCCAGGUUUCAUCCACAGAAUAAUUGAAUUUGUAGCGAUUCCCAUUGCAUAUCUUCUGAUUUCCACAGCAUUUUGCUCAGCUGUUCUUCAUGAUCUCUGGAAUACAUCUCAGUGGACUGAAGUUGUUCUUGUCAGUGUUGGGAUUAUUCUGCUGUCAUCCAUGCCUGCAAUUUUUCGAGCCUUAAACAACGUUUGCUUCACACGAUUUUUUGAUAUACAUUUGUCAGUGCAAUUUAUUAUAGAGAAUUUAGGACACGUUCUCAUGCAGUCAAGCAACUUUUUUCAAAUGCGUCUUCUCUUCUAUAGAUCAUCAAGUGUUGAUGAAUCCAUGAUUAAAAUUACAUAUGCCUUUGGGGGAAUUUCUGCAGCCAUAUCAUUAAUAGUUCUUCCAAUUCCAGCAAUUCGCCAGUACUUUUGUUCAAAACUGGGCAAAUAUCAACUUUAUGCGCUUAUAUGGAGAUGUUAUUUAGUUUGGGUAAACGUUAUGGUUUUUACGCUCAUCGGGCAUAGUGCAUUUAUUUUAUUUUAUCUCAACAAGAUUCUGGAGUAUACUAACGAGCGCUUCGGAUGGAUCUUUGUCACAGUUAUGCUCCAUGUCUUGACUGCAAUUUCACCCACACGAUUCCCCAGAAAAGUUCCCGAUGUAAUUUACACUACUUUGUUCAUGUAUGGAGUGGCAGGUCUACCAGUGGUCAACUCUGUUUCUCUUGCCACAGAAUUAAUAUUGCAAGUAUACAAGGGGGAGAGAACAGUGGAUGAUCUGCGUGUAAUAGUGCUGCCGUUUGAAAGCAUUAUGUCUGGUGUGUGGCUGGUUUUACAGAUCCAUGCAUACUGGGCAGUUGCCGGGAGAGACGUACAGAAUGAGCUGUAUGCGCUGAGGGACUUUGCGGCACAGUGCACACCACAGCAAGGAGACAUUGGUGAAUCAGAUUUUUCAGAGAAUCACCUUUCUGAGAUCCAAAGAUGUCAGCCAGAGGCAGCACUGUUCCUGGGAGAGCAAGAUCUAGAGGUUUAAAUCUUUUAAAGAAUAACGUAACACCGUGUAUGAUGAGCUAAUGCUACCCUACCUAUGCUAACUGUAUUGAAAAAUUAUGCAUUGUACAAUUUGUUGUUUCAAUAAUUUUAUUACAUUGGCUAUGGCUAAUGAAUUGUCUGUAAUGAAAACACUGCUUAAUCUUGUUUUCUCUGUUUCCACCUUCAAAUUGUUAACUUUAUUGUUAUUGUUUAUUCCCAUAGUAAUAAGCUGACUGCAUAGAUUUCUUUAGAAUAUGUUUCACACACAGAUUCACGUUUGAAUUACAUUUAAAACAUGUGUCUAGAAACAUGAAAAGUGUCCCUAUAAUAAAGAUGUAUCAAUCUGCCCUACCUCCUGAUAUGCUACUCUAGCUAAAAAAAGAAACGCAAAACCAAUCGGCAGCAUCAUGACACUGCUGAGCUGUUGAUUGGCUGAGGAUCUGUGUGUGUGUGGAGAGUGUGUAUGUGUGUCCUGUAUAAAGCACACUG